Molecule: messenger RNA, 1264 nt
Organism: Chironomus riparius
Lineage: Eukaryota; Metazoa; Arthropoda; Insecta; Diptera; Chironomidae
Source: the annotation of a GenBank genome assembly
CAAAGACCUAGUUGAAAAUAUUUAUAUAAAUUUUUUGUGAAAUUAAUUGAGCAAAAAUUGAAUAUUCUAGUAUAAUUAAUUAAAUUUACGUUAUUUGGCUACUAUAUUCAUAAUGUUCAUGAUAGCCCGCAUUGUUAGAUCUAGCAAUGAAAUCAAAUCUAUAGCUGUAAGAUGUAUAUCAACGAAUAUUUGCUUGCACAAUUCAAAAUUAGCUGAGGUUGGAAAGUUACAGACACCAAAAACUGACAACUAUAAUACGGGUCAACUGUUUCUUCAUAAAGUUUUUGGAUAUCGCGGUGUCAUUCUGUUUCCAUGGACUGCUCGAGUCUACGACAGAGAUGUAGCUAAUCAGAAAUCGGAUGAUGAGAACUCAAUAACAAGUCCAAAUAACGACAAUACAAAAGAAGUUCAGAAAAGAACUCAAACAUUCUAUCAGGUCCUUAUUGAUUCUCGUGAUAUUCCAUUCAUCCGUGCACAAACAGAAGCUGUCACAUUUCUAGGAAGUAAUCAAGAAAAUAGCCGUUCACUUUAUGCUAUUCCAGGCCUCGAUUAUGUUAGCCAUUUAGACGUGAUUCCUUAUCAAACCUUUGAGACUACAGCUCUAAGUCAUGAAUUAUUCGAUAAGUUCUUAGCAAAAACAGACAGUGAUCCUCCAUUUACAGCUUUGGAUACUCUAAAAGCUUGGCAAAAAAAGAAUCAUACCUUUUUGGAGCUCAGUGAUGUUCAUAUUGAAACGACUAAUAAUAUAAGGAUUACGGUAAUUCCAUUCUAUAUGGGUAAAAAAGAGAGUCCUUCCAGUAGUGUUUAUUGGUGGCGAUAUUGUAUUAGACUGGAAAAUCUUGGAGAACUGUCUGUUCAGCUCAGAGAAAGGCACUGGAGAAUUUUCUCUUUAACUGGAACUCUAGAAACUGUGCGCGGACGAGGCAUUGUAGGACAAGAACCAAUACUCAAUUCUCGUCUACCGGCUUUCCAAUAUUCAUCUCAUGUCAGCUUACAAGCACAGUCAGGACAUAUGUGGGGAUCAUUUAGAUUCGAACGAGAGGAUGGCUUAGUGUUUGAUUGCCGAAUUCCACCAUUCUCGCUUGAAAGUAAAACGGAUACAGAGACAGCGCAGAACGAUGAAAACUCAUAAAAAACAAGAUUGAAUUUCAGAAAAGAUAAAUGUUCUAUCCAUAUUUAUUUUUUAAAAAGUUGCAAUAAGGACUGUAAAUAUGAAACAUUAAUUUACACAAAAUAAAGAAAGAUUUUUAAAGAUUUGAAUAGU